AUGGUCUGCAAGGACUGCGAAAAAAAGCUCUCGAAGGUCAUCGUUCCCGACAAGUGGAAGGACGGCGCCCGUAACGUCACGGGCGGCACCGAUGGAGGACGGGCCACGACCUACCGCAAUUCAUUGUUACAAGUAAGAGGCGCAACGCAGCGCUUCCAGGCGGGCGUCAAGACGUGUCGAAUCUGCAAGUCCAAGGUCGCGCAGGACGCGAACUACUGCCAGGAGUGCGCGCACCACAACGGGAUCUGCGCCAUGUGCGGCAAGCGCGUGGACGAUCUGCGCUUUGACAGGAGAGGUGGCGUGAAACCGGAGAAGCGGAAGGAACUUGCAGGCGUCGUCGAGAGCGACUACGGCACGGCCGAGCGCUUCCGGAAGAAGGCCAAGGCGCCGGAAACGGCUGAGGAGGAGGCGCCUCCGCCAGUGCCGGCGGAGGACCCGGAGGUCGCCGCGCGGCGCGAACGGGACGCGCGGGCCCAGGCGUCGGCGCUGGGCGCCGCCGACGCGGCUCUCAAUAGGGCGCGGAACCGCGUCGUCGGCGCGGAACCGGCGGCGGCCGCGCCGGCGCCGGCGCCCGCGCCGGCGGGCCGCGGCCGCGGCGCGACGACGCCCGCGUGGAUGACUCAGGCGCCCGCGCCCGCCGCAGAUGCCUACGGCGACUGGCAGUCCGCGCGCGACGCGACGUCGGGCAAGGUCUACUACUACAACGCAAAAACGCAGCAGACGUCGUGGACCUGGCCGCCCGCCGCCGCGCCGCCGCCCGCGCCGCCGCCCCAACAACAACGAACGAGGCCGGUCAACCCGCUCGCCGCCGGCGCCGCGCCGCCGACGCUCUCCGCCGACCGCAUGGCGCUGCGGGACGAGACGCUCGGCGUCGCGGGCGAGAUGGCGCCGCAGUCGCGCGGCGACCGCGACUGGCGGUCGAAGUACGACAUCGGCGGCGGCCUCGAGGGGAGGGAUAAUUUCUAG
Messenger RNA from Pelagomonas calceolata, 966 nucleotides. Lineage: Eukaryota; Pelagophyceae; Pelagomonadales; Pelagomonadaceae. The record is from the annotation of a GenBank genome assembly.